This is a messenger RNA of Salvia miltiorrhiza (redroot sage), 3185 nucleotides long. Its product is annotated as disease resistance protein RPP8-like. Gene Ontology annotation, molecular function: ADP binding. The transcript has 2 exons. Gene Ontology annotation, biological process: defense response to other organism. Lineage: Eukaryota; Viridiplantae; Streptophyta; Magnoliopsida; Lamiales; Lamiaceae. The record is from RefSeq and is a predicted model, not a curated record. The coding region runs from base 127 to 2880 and encodes 917 amino acids.
AAUAUCUGUAAUCAAUGAUGUGCACAUGGCCUCAAUGUGGAGGCAUGUGACUACUGGAUCAGUAGAAUUUAAAAAUAAUAUAGCAGCGGAGUAUAUGGCGUUGAUGGUGGUUUCAUCAAUGAAUGCAUGUGUAGUAACCACUCUCAUUUUCUAACAAUUGCACCUUCAAAAUCCUUAUCCUUCCUCCCACCACCUACUGCCGUUGCCAUUUCCUCCCGCUUCACACCAAAAACUCUGCCCAUCUAUUUUGCCGUUGAUAACUCAUAUUUCAAUCAAGUGAUGGCGGCUUAUGGUGCAGCCAAUUCUCUCAAGACUACGAUUCACCGUAUUCUACACUCGUCUCGCAUUUCCCUCGUUUCCCACUCUCCACAAAUCUUACAACCUGCCUACGAUGAGAUGGAUCGAUUGCAGAAAGUUCUACUCAAAUUGGACGACACCAGCUGCAGCAAGAUCAGGACGAAGGUGAAUGCUGUGGAUGAACGAAUCAAAGAGGUAGUUUGGGAAUUCGAAGAUUUACUUGAAUCCCAUAUCUUACCUCAGAUUCUUCCACAGCUCGAAAGCGAGAGAGAUCACUUGUCUUUCUCUGUAGAUCUGCAGUGGCUGCAACACAGUGUUGAUUGCUUCGUUGAGAAGAUGAAGAUGAUGGAGGAGGAGUAUACUGAUGAAAUGGAGAAUAUGGCUGAAGAAGAAGGCGGGCCUAUUUCCUCAAGAAUUGAUUCUGGUGGAACGAUCAAGUCAAAGAUGGUUGGAUUAUCUCAUCAGUUUGAAAAGGCCAAAGAUUAUCUUCUUCAGGAAAAUGAUCAUGAAACCUACUUGAUCAUUGGGAUGGCGGGUGUUGGAAAGACAACUCUUGCUAAGCAUAUUUUUGAAGAUCCAUCAAUUCGAAGCCAUUUUGAGUUUCGAGCAUGGGUCAGAGUGGGCAGAAAAUGUGAAUCCAAUGAACUAUUACGAUGCGUUCUAGCUCAAGUGGAUCCCAACACGUACAAAAUGUUUACCCAAGGAGUUGAGGAGGAGGUAUUAGUUGGACUAUUGGAAGAAACAUUGAAGGAUAAGAAAUGUCUCAUCGUGUUGGAUGAUAUUUGGGAGAUACAAGCAGCAAAUCACUUGACAAAAAUGAAUAUUGUUGGAAGGAUUCGAUUCUUAAUUACAAGUAGACAAGAUAUACCAGGCAUAGCAGAGGAUGGGUUCCAAAGAGUAGGUUUGUUGAAUAGAGACCAAAGUAAGGAACUACUUGGUGAGAAGGUUUUUGGUGAAGAGGGUUUCCCUCCUCAACUUGAGAAACUUGGAGAGAAGAUUGCAAAGAAAUGUGAAGGUCUUCCUCUUAUGAUAGUCACGGUUGCAGAGCUCCUAUCAAAAGCCGACAAGACCCCAGAACACUGGACUGAGGUACUCAUCAAGCAACGUAGUUCAGUCUUCGUGGAUGCAUAUAAUCAAAUAUCGGAGGUACUUUUCCCAAGCUAUGAAUAUUUACCCCAAUAUUUAAAAAUGUUGUUUCUCUAUAUGGGAGCUUUCCCUCCAUAUACGAGAAUCAAUCUACUCAUCCUCGACUUUGUGUUGCGUGCUGACGGGUUUUUUCAACCGAUUGGAGAAGAAAUUUUUUAUGUUUUUUGGGUGACAUGCUUGGAAAAGCUUUCUUUGGUGUAUCAUCUUGUUCUCAACAUAACUGGGGAUGAAUAUUGGUUUUGGAAGAGAUCAUAUCGCGUGCAUUCUUGCUGGCAACACGUGUGUAAGGAAGAAGCUAGUAGAAUCAAGUUUUUGCAUGUCUUACAAAGUUGUGAUGAUGUUAUAAAAGACCAGCGUCGGUUGUGUGUGCAUUCGACCAGUUUAUUCAGCUUCAAACAAGUGUACGAUUCUAUAAAAAGUGAUUGUGCAUCCACUGUUCGUUCUCUCCUUUGUUUUGGUCCUUAUCACCCUUACCCAGUCCCAAUACAUGCCAUGGGGUUAAAGUUGCUUAGGGUACUUUCUGCUGUUGUAGUCCGAUUUUACCAUAUCCCAAUUGAAAUUUUCAAACUAGUUUUUCUGCAGUGCCUUUCCCUAACUUGCAAUGGGGACCUCCCUCCUUCCAUAUCCAACCUUUUUCAACUUCAAUUCUUUAUUGUUAACAAACAUGAAUUCAUUAAAAAGCGUGGAGUUCAGUCAUAUAUGCCUGUGCAAAUUUGGGACAUGCAAGAACUAGAGUAUCUUGACAUAAGGGGAAGGGAUCUACCAACCCCUAAUUCUGAUGCUACCUUGAACAAACUCAAAACACUUCUUGGUGUGAGUGCAAAUAGUUGUACCAUGGAAGUUCUUAGAAGGAUUCCUAAUUUAUGUGAAAUAGGAAUUGAUGUGAUUUUAAAUCCUUACGAUGAUGAUGAAACCAACCCAUUGAGUUCCUUGAAUUAUAUAUCACAACUCCAGAAUUUGCUAAUAUUUUCAUAUAGCAUCAAGAAUCCCGAGAUAACGUGUGAGUUUCAUACAAUUUUUUCUCUUUCAAUGUUACCAUCAAGUCUCGUAGAGUUAAAUUUGAGUGGGUUGGGGUAUCCUUGGAAGUACAUAAAUAUCAUUGGUUUCCUGCUGCCAAAUCUCAAGGUUCUCUCAUUAGAAUGCUACGCCUUUCGAGGCCCAGAGUGGGAAAUAAAACCAGGGAGUUUUUUGAAACUUGUUGAUCUUCGAAUUGAGGACACCGAUUUGGUGAAAUGGAGACCUCAACGUGGAAGCCUCUCAAGGCUUCGUACACUAGUCAUGAUGCAUUGCUACAAAUUGCAACAACUCGAUUUGCCGGAUGACCACUCUUGUAUAACGACCAUUGAAUUAGUCGACUGCAAUCCUUCAGCUGUCGCUUGUGCCGAUCAACUAAAGGAUAAGUUUUCCUUUAAACUUAUUGUCGAUUCUUCUUUUUGAGCUCAAGUGACUCUGCAACUUGCCUGACAGGCAAGUGAGAGAGCCGAAGGUGUCAGACGCCGCGUUAUCCCAUAAUUUCAAUUGUUGUAAUAUCACUACAUUGUGACCUUAUUUUGGAUUUUGUUAAGGAUUAUGAAACCUCAGUGCUGAAUUGUGUUUUUAACUAAAAUUGUCUGUGUGUUAGUUCAGUUUAGUGUGCAAGCAAGAAUUAUUCUUUACUGCUCUCUAUCUGUGUUUAGUGCAUGUUGAUUACAGAUUGUUGAAGAGAUGCGUUUGCUGCAAUUAAUCUGCAUGAAUAUAUGAUA